AUGCGACCGUCUGACAUGUACUGCGACAGGAUCCUCGAAGGUGCGACAGGUUGUGAACAGGUUGCGACAGCGGCCGAUUUCGCCUUUGCGGUGCGACAUCAAGCCACUUCCAUACGCCACUCAGUCUCAGCUCUCCUACCCACUCCUCAAUGCCCACAGAUUGAAGAUGCUCAAAUGUUUGGUCAGACAAUCGGAUAUGAGCAUGAUCAAGCGCUUGAUCAGUUUAAGCUUCCUUGUCCUUUGAAGCUAUAUGGUAGAUCACCUCGGAGAUGUUCAGUGGCUGGAUGUCGAGCGAAAUCGGCCGCUGUCGCAACCUGUUCACAACCUGUCGCACCUUCGAGGGUCCUGUCGCAGUACAUGUCAGACGGUCGCAUCGUCCUGUCGUCGCAAACCCGGAUGCGACGGGCUUUUGCCCACGGUGUAAAGGUAGGGCGUUGGACUUCUACACCAAGGUGGCGAUCCAAAGAUUGCGGGUUCGACCCCCGCGGGGAGUGUUUUGGCUGUUUCGGGGCUUCUCGUCCGAUGCAACUACGAAAAUGGGACAGUCGUCAUGAGAAAUGUAUCUCAGCUUCGCUUAUGCAUGAAAGGCCCGUGUUUCUUGGCAUUGCUCCUGAUGAAAAGGCAACUAUUAUACUUGGAAUGUUGAAUUCAGCAGCUAUCGAAGUGAAUGAUUAUAUAAGAAUGACUCUGCGUAUCAUUCUUUACUAUGGGCAAAGCUGUGGUUCAAAACCUGGGUCACAAUCUGAAUCUGUGUCGAUAGCAAUAUGUUCAAAAGGUUCACAUCAUGUUUUUUAUUUUGCUGAAUCUUUAUCGGGAAUCCGGGAUGGUCACAAAAUGUCAUAUAUUUUGACAAGAUAUUAUACAUCUCAUUAG
This is a messenger RNA of Melampsora larici-populina 98AG31, 873 nucleotides long. RefSeq lists its product as uncharacterized. The record is from RefSeq and is a predicted model, not a curated record. The transcript is spliced from 6 exons. The coding region runs from base 1 to 873 and encodes 290 amino acids. NCBI's taxonomy places the organism in Eukaryota, Fungi, Basidiomycota, Pucciniomycetes, Pucciniales, Melampsoraceae.